Cicer arietinum (chickpea) is the source of this 2155-nucleotide messenger RNA. RefSeq names its product protein CHUP1, chloroplastic-like. Gene Ontology annotation, cellular component: cortical microtubule. Gene Ontology annotation, biological process: protein localization to cortical microtubule cytoskeleton. The record is from RefSeq and is a predicted model, not a curated record. Lineage: Eukaryota; Viridiplantae; Streptophyta; Magnoliopsida; Fabales; Fabaceae.
CGUUAGUCAACUACACGCUAAAGAAGACAUAAUUUUGUUUUAAAGAAGAUUGCGUGCCUUCAUAUCAUAGUCAUACCUAACCCAACUCUUGUAGUUCCAAAACUCUUAAAUUACCAAAUACCCUUUUCUUUUCCUUCACAGUCCAAUUUUUGCCUUUUCACUUUUCAUCUUAAUCUCUGAUGGAUAUUUAUCGGCUUCAGUUGCGGCAUAAUAAACAUCUCAAGAGUUUAAUUAAUUAUCUUGUUUUGGGUUUGAGAUGAUUGAUGGUGAUCAUGGAGGAGAAGGGUAUGAAGCCUAUUUUAGUCAACUUUGGUUUGGCUUUUGCUCUUUCAUUUGCUGGAUUUCUCUGCUCACGCCUCAGAAUCAAGACAUCUCCUAACUCACACUCACCCACCGCGCGUCCUUCAGGUCAUGAAAGUGAAGUUAAUUUAGAAGAAGAUAUUGGGGCAACAUUCAGUACUUCCAAGACUGUCUCAGAGCAGGAAGAAACAUGCACCAAAGGAUUGAGGAGUGAUAAUUCUUCCAUUGCUCUUUCCAGUAGCAGUCAACAAAAUGGAGAUAAAAAUGAGUUCCUUCUACCUGAAUUUGACGAGCUAGUUAAGGAGGUAGAGUUUGAAGUAGAAGUAGGAUCUUCUAGAGCAUAUGCAGGUCCUGAUAAGGAUGAAUAUCAACAAGAGAUAAGUCAACUUAGGAACAUGGUUAGAUUGCUUCAAGACAAGGAACAGAAUCUUGAGGUUCAGCUUCUUGAGUAUUGUGGUCUUAGAGAGCAAGAAACAGUUGUGAUAGAGCUCCAAAAUAGAUUGAAGAUAAGUAAUAUGGAGGUAAAGAUGUUCAACCUGAAGGUUAAAAACUUACAGUCCGAGAAUCAGAGAUUAAAGGAACAGGUUGUCAAUCAUGCAAAGGUGCUGGCUGAGCUUGAUGUAGCAAAAUCAAAAAUCGAACUGCUCAAUAGGGAAAUUAGUUACGAAGCCGAACAGAAUAAGGAACGGAUUGUUACUCUUCAACAAAGAGUGGCCAAGUUGCAAGACCAAGAAUACAAAGAUGCAGCUUGUGAUCAAGAUAUUAAAAUAAAGCUACAAAAGCUAAAGGCUCUUGAGUCUGAAGUAGAAGAGUUGAGGAAAUCUAAUUUAAAGUUGCAGAUAGAGAAUUCUGACUUAGCUCGGAGAUUGGAUUCUGACUUAAAGCGAGAAAGUGAGCGUCUUAGAAAUGAAAACGAGGGUUUAAUGAAGCAAAUUGAGCAACUACGAUCUGAUCGAUGCUCAGAUCUUGAAGAAUUAGUUUACAUGCGGUGGAUAAACGCUUGCUUAAGAUACGAGCUGCGGAAUUAUCAGCCUCCACCCAAUAAAACAGUUGCAAAGGACUUGAGUAAAAGUUUGAGCCCUACUUCUGAGAAGAAAGCCAAGCAGCUUAUACUCGAAUAUGCCAAUACUAAUGAACAAGGGAAUAUUGUGGACUUUGAUUUUGACCAAUGCUCUUCCUCUCAAGCUUCUUCUAUUACUGACUUUGGAGUGUAUGAUGAUUUUUCUUCUGUUGAUAAUUCAUCUGCUGCCAGAACUAACACCACAAGGCAGACCAAAUUUUUUAGCAAGCUUAGGAGACUGAUACUAGGAAAGGAUAGUAAUCAUCACCAUAGUCAGGUUUCAUCUAGAUAUCACGAAGAUAGAAAUUCUUCACGACCGAGUACAUCGAUCGGAAUUGAUGGUAGAACUUCCUCUGAUUUCUCCACGUUGACGAGUAUGAACGAAGGGGAAAGGAGAUAUUCAGGUAGCAUUGUCAUGGGAAGCUCAAACAAAUUCAGUUUAGGUAAAGGAGGUUCCUUCUCAGGUUUUUUAGGCGUAGAGAAAUCCAAUUUGGAGAAAUAUGCAGAAGCUCUAAAAGAUUCUAGUGUGAAUGCUAAACAUGGAAGACGUGGAAGAUCAGUAUCAUACAGUUAGUUAGUUUUAGGUUAUUGUCAUUAUGCAAGGCUUUUACCUUUUUGACUGUGAAUAUUAUUAUGUAUUAGAAACUUAUGUUGCACUGUUAACCAUGUAAUUUAUAUUAGCCUUUAGGAUAGUCACCUACCAUGUAUCACAGAAUAAUGAGUUUUCAAUCAUUGGCAAGCAUUCAUCAAUAAAUAAUAACAGUAUUCUGCUUCUGAUUAUCACAGAAUAUUUAA